UUGCAAGACUUCAGGGUGUUAUUAAAGCAAAAUAGAAACUGCAAUAAAAAUGUUUGGCAAAGGGAAACUUGAAGCGAUGGAAGUGAAUGCAGCCGACAUGGAUAUAUUUAGCAGAAUGUGGUGUUUUCUAUGAGGGGUCCCAUGUUUUGUAUGAAUGUUCCCCUAUUAUUGCGAGUAAAAUAUCUGAUUAAUAUUAUAAUUUUGGGGACAGAUUCCUCAGAUAUCUGACUUGAUACUGGAGACAAGUUAUAUAUUAAAUGAAGAGUGAAUUCCAUUGAUGUCAUUGACGUUUGUCCGGACCCUAACCCCCUCAUGGCACCCUGUUGGACCCCUGUUUGUAGAAAACUCUGCAGUGUGACUGGCUGAGUGUGUGAGGAGGAGGAGGGGCUCUCAUCUGUCAGCUCCGCCCGCCCUCCUGCUGUCUGUCCGGGGUUUGGAGGCGAAGUGAGGGGCCGCUUUCAGUGAGCCGUCGCUUCGGUAAAAAUCGAGGGAGGAGAGCGGUCAACAUGACGACCAACAUCAGGUACAAAAGCCGGAUCCCGGUUAAAACAGAGGAUAGCGCAGAGGAGAAACAGUAUGUGGGUUUUGCAACUCUGCCCAACCAGGUUCACAGGAAGUCUGUGAAGAAAGGCUUCGAUUUCACGCUGAUGGUGGCAGGAGAGUCUGGUAUGGGUAAAUCCACCCUGGUCAACAGCCUGUUCCUCACUGACCUCUACAAAGACAGGAAGUUACUGAACGCUGAGGAGCGUAUUAACCAGACCGUCGAGAUUAUCAAGCACACUGUGGACAUUGAGGAGAAAGGAGUCAAGCUCAAACUGACCAUCGUAGACACGCCGGGGUUCGGAGACGCCGUCAACAACAACGAGUGCUGGAAGCCAAUCACAGACUACAUAGAUCAGCAGUUUGAGCAAUACUUCAGGGAUGAGAGCGGGCUGAACAGAAAGAACAUCCAGGACAACCGAGUCCACUGCUGCCUCUACUUCAUCCCUCCAUUUGGGCACGGGCUGCGUCCAGUGGAUGUUGAGUUCAUGAAGGGUCUGCAUGAGAAGGUGAACAUAAUUCCACUCAUUGCGAAAGCCGACUGCCUCACGCCCAACGAGAUAAAAAAGCUCAAAGACAGAAUACGAGAGGAAAUUGACAAGUUUGGGAUAAAAGUGUACCAGUUCCCCGAAUGUGACUCCGAUGAGGAUGAAGAGUUUAAACAACUUGAUAAAGAGCUGAAGGAGUGCACCCCGUUUGCUGUGAUCGGCAGUAAUACAGUGGUGGAAGCUCGAGGGCAGCGAGUGAGAGGCAGACUGUACCCCUGGGGAAUCGUCGAAGUGGAGAACCAGUCGCACUGUGACUUUGUGAAAUUGAGGAACAUGCUGAUUCGUUCACACAUGCACGACCUCAAAGACGUGACCUGCGACGUUCACUACGAAAACUACAGAGCGCAGUGCAUACAGGAGAUGACCAGUAAACUGGCUCAGGACAACCGUAUGGAGAGUCCCAUCCCUAUUCUGCCGCUCUCCACCCCGGAUGUGGAGACUGAGAAACUAAUCAAAAUGAAAGAUGAGGAGCUGAAGAGGAUGCAGGAGAUGCUGAAUAAGAUGCAGCAGCAGAUGCACGACAAAGACCAGUGAUGUCUCUCCAGAGCAGAGCUGGGCUGCAGCGCCGCCUACUGUUUCCCCUCUGAACAACAGUGAGACCUUCAGACUUUGAACAUGGAUAUCACGUGUUUGUGGCAACUCUGGCUGUACAUUUAUUCUCAGUUUGGUGCUUUGUAUAGUUUCUCUGCCUGGAGGGUUGUUUGUCAGAGUUUUAUUUUUUUUUCUCUCUCUGAAACUUUCCGUUUGCCCACUUUGAGCCCCUUGCUGUGGUUUAACAGUCUUAACAUAUAUAAUAUAAAUGCGUAAUUUAAAUUACUACUCAGUGUAUCUAAUUUAUAAAUGCAAUGCUAAACUUUUUGGAUAUUUUGUCAGGGUAUGAACAUGUGUGCUACAAGAUGUUUUGUAAAGAAAUUUAGCUUGUUGGUGAUGAUGUUUGAAUUUGAAUAUGCAUAUUGUUUUUUAUUAUAUGUUUGUGAGUGUGUGUUUGGGUGUGUGAGCAUUUGUAUUUCAUGAAAUUUCCUCUGGUAUCACCACAUAUCCGUCCAUAAAACUCCCAUUUGUCCAUUUGACUUUACUUUUGUUAAAAUCCAACUUUGGCUCUUGUUAUUUUGCUCUCUGAUCCUCAUAAAUACCUUCAUGUGACAUUGUUUCACCUAUGGCAAAUCAAAAUAUCCUCUCCCAGCAUUUGUAUAUGUGCUGGCUGAAAAUGCACUUAUUGCCAGUGGCUAACUGUGAAUGGAGAGCCUUUGACAUAACGAGGGGGUUGGUGCAGUACAGGGUGCAUGUGCAAGCAUGCUGCCAUUACUCAUAUCUGUCAAAUGCUUUGGGCCUAUUUUUACUGCUUUAUAGCCGAUGCCCUGUGCUUUUAAUAAAAUGCAUCAUGACCUGCAGGAUGCUCUGUUGCCACUAUGGGAUGGUAAAAAUAGAGCAAUAACGAGGAGCAAAUACUUUGUCUAUGCUUGUGUUUUAAAUAUCUCUCCUUGGAGUUGCUGCAUUCUGCCAGUGAAGAUGUGUGAGUUUAGAUUGUUUGAGUGUGUGUGUGUGUGUGUUUAUAGGCUGAUGCUGAGGAACAGUACAUAUUUUGCCUGAAGGCUGUGAGCUCAGCCUGUGCCCCAUUUAUAAAGGUGUGACAAAUAAACUCUUGUUUCU
This is a messenger RNA of Micropterus dolomieu (smallmouth bass), 2738 nucleotides long. RefSeq names its product septin 5a (gene septin5a). Gene Ontology annotation, biological process: regulation of exocytosis; cytoskeleton-dependent cytokinesis. The transcript has 12 exons. NCBI's taxonomy places the organism in Eukaryota, Metazoa, Chordata, Actinopteri, Centrarchiformes, Centrarchidae. Gene Ontology annotation, cellular component: septin complex; septin ring; cell division site. The record is from RefSeq and is a predicted model, not a curated record. The coding region runs from base 507 to 1622 and encodes 371 amino acids. Gene Ontology annotation, molecular function: GTPase activity; molecular adaptor activity; GTP binding.